UGAAUCCAACAUAGGGAAGGCUGGUCGGAGCGUUGGGUAGCAGUCGGGCAAUAGGCUAAUGAUGGCGGACGGAGUGAGGCAGCAGCGCAGCGCAGCUAAGAGUGGCGGAGCAGAUGAACCCGGGCGCGAAUUUGCGCCGGGUUCAUUCAGAGGGAAUUGCAACAGAGGUAGUCGGGGCGGCGCCGGACAGCUGAAGUUACGAGCGCCCGGAGGCGCUGAUCGGAGUGGGCAGAGAGAGCUACGGGGCAAGCGGAGCAGCGAGUGUGAGACAUACGCAAGCGAGGGGAAGGGACGGAACGGGACGGGAUCCCAUGGCAGAUGCAUGCUAAGCGGAGUAGCAAAGCAGGCAGUGAGCGGUAGUGGGCGGACCAGCAGGGUGCGGGAAGACAAGGGGGGAAAGGCGAAUGCAUCGAGACGAAGUUCGAGGCCGGGUGCAUGCAGGGUAGAGGUGGAGGAGACUCGGCUGUGACAGACGGGCGUUGGGGCAAACAAAGGCAGGCAACGACU
Chara braunii is the source of this 507-nucleotide messenger RNA. The record is from the annotation of a GenBank genome assembly. Lineage: Eukaryota; Viridiplantae; Streptophyta; Charophyceae; Charales; Characeae.